Manacus vitellinus (golden-collared manakin) is the source of this 887-nucleotide messenger RNA. Its product is annotated as acrosin. The record is from RefSeq and is a predicted model, not a curated record. Gene Ontology annotation, biological process: proteolysis. Bases 1 to 765 code for a protein of 254 amino acids. Lineage: Eukaryota; Metazoa; Chordata; Aves; Passeriformes; Pipridae. Gene Ontology annotation, molecular function: serine-type endopeptidase activity. The transcript has 4 exons.
AUGAGGGUCUGGAAAAGAGUGGCAGUGCGAGACAAAGAGCAGAACCAAGGGGUUAGGAGGGCUGUGAAAGCUGAGGUAAGUCCCCUCAGCAAGUGGGGCGUGGUGGCCGGGCUCACAACAACUGCUGACUCGGGGCCUGAGGUACAAAUACGCCGGAUUAAGCAGGUGAAGAUACACGAGGAAUACGAUGGCCGUAUGCGUCAUGACAUCGCCGUGGUGGAAUUGACGAAGCCUUUUGAGUGCAACCCCUCCGUUCAGCUCGCUUGUCUGCCUGGUCCCACAGUGAAAGUGGCGCCUCUGAACUGCUAUGCUGCUGGCUGGGGUGCCACUGAGGCUAAAACUGUAACUUCACCAGCAAGACCCUUGAAGGAGACCAAGGUGCACCUCAUUGACACCCAGCUCUGCAACAGCACUGACUGGUAUGGAGGGAUAGUUGCAGACGACAACGUGUGUGCUGGGCACGCAAAGGGUGGCACGAACACCUGCCAGGGUGACAGCGGGGGGCCUCUCAUCUGCAAAGAUAGCAAAGCUGACAUCUUCUGGGAAGUUGGUCUGACCAGCUGGGCAAUCGGUUGUGCCAGACCCAAAAAGCCUUCAGUUUUUGUCUCCACUCAGUACUACUACAGCUGGAUCAUGAAACACAUUGGCCAGAGCUCAGCUAUUCCAGCACCAGUGCAAUCCUGUCCAUUCCCACGUAAGAAGCUGCUGCAGUUUUUUGAUCUGCUGCAGGAGCUCUUGAAGUUCCUAAAGGCAAAACCGGCUUGAGCAGCAGGAUGGACAGGCUGUGGUGCAGGCUUUAGUGAGCCCACGCUCCUCCUCUGCAUGCACACAAAUGCUGAUGUGGACUUAGUUGUUGUUGUUGAAAUAAAGUUGCCUGUUUUCACCAU